AGACCAUCCAUAUCAGAUGAAGGUGCUGGUAAUCUCAAGUCACAGAUCGGACCGCCCAUUCUCUUGGAAAAUCAUCUCCCGCCGUCAGAUCUAGGUCACCCGGCAGCCAUCCUAUAAAACCUCUCCAUCUCUCCUCCUUACUUCCGUCCCCGCCGCCACGCCAGAGAGGAGAGGAAGAGCGCGCGGAGAGUGAGAGCCCGGGAGCCGGGAGAAGCAGCGGCUGGGAGCAAGAUGGUGCAGCGCCUCACCUACCGGAAGCGGCACAGCUACGCCACCAAAUCGAACCAGACCCGCGUCGUCAAGACACCUGGUGGGAAACUUGUGUACCAGUACACCAAGAAGCGCGCGAGCGGACCGAAGUGCCCAGUCACCGGGAAGAAGAUCCAAGGAAUUCCACACCUGAGACCUGCUGAGUACAAGAGGUCCAGGUUGGCAAGGAACCAAAGGACUGUGAAUCGUCCAUAUGGUGGUGUUCUGUCUGGUACUGCAGUUAGGGAGAGGAUCAUCCGUGCCUUUUUGGUCGAGGAACAGAAGAUAGUGAAGAAGGUGUUGAAGAUCCAAAAGACCAAGGAUAAGGCCUCCAAGAGCUAGACGAUAUAGGCCACAAUGUUUGAGUCCAUUCGAAUUUAUUUCAGCAGGAAAAUUUCUCGCGGGUAUGGGGAAUCUUGGUACUUAUGCUAGUAGUAUGUGAGAUGGGUGUGGUUUAAAUUUUGAGCGUAAGUUGAGUUCUGUUAACUUGUUAAGUUCGGUGGAAUGUUUUAAACUAUGUGGAUGUCAGAUUUUGUUAAUGUUUGCGCAGUUUGCCCCAA
This is a messenger RNA of Zea mays, 809 nucleotides long. Its product is annotated as 60S ribosomal protein L34. Gene Ontology annotation, cellular component: ribosome. The transcript is spliced from 4 exons. NCBI's taxonomy places the organism in Eukaryota, Viridiplantae, Streptophyta, Magnoliopsida, Poales, Poaceae. Gene Ontology annotation, biological process: translation. Gene Ontology annotation, molecular function: structural constituent of ribosome. The coding region runs from base 232 to 591 and encodes 119 amino acids. The record is from RefSeq and is marked validated.